UUUCUAAUAAUUCAAUUAUAAGAUGCGAUGGAUCUGAAAGAAAAGGAGAAAUUUUAUACAUAGAUUUUAAUAAGAUAAGAGAACCUUGUUCUUGUCACGUGAAACCGUUAUUUGAAGGAAGCUUAUUAAUUUAUGCUCAACAAAUUGUAAAUAGUUCUUGUUUAACUGAACUAAUUAUUGACGGCGAUAAAAUAUUUAACUGCCCUACUGAUGCUGAUGUUGCAACAAGUCUUGAUGUUAACGAUACCUCGUCAAUUAAAGUCAUUUCACGAUAUCAAGCAAACAAAAGGCCUGGAGAAUUUUACCACUGCGUUAUAGUUCGAGAGAAAUCAGCUGGUUCACCAGGAAGGCUUGUAAAAGUAACUUGUGGCGAUAAAAGAAUAGAAGUUACUACUCAAAAUACAAAUAACUCAACCAAUCACACCGAAACACCAAGUAUCAAGUAUAUUACGGAGAUAUAUGCCAUUGCAGGUGGAAUACUUGUCUGCUUAGUGAUGAUUAUUUUGGCUGUGAUAUGCAGCAGAAUCCAGAAAUCCAAAGCUGAGAAGCAAGGUUCUAAUAUCACCAUUGGUACGUACACACGUAGUAUUCGCACUCAUGAAUACAGUUUUUCUGAGAACACCGUUACCUCUGACAAUCGGCAAGGCACACUUGAACAACGUUCAAGGGACUUUGACAAUUCCUCUAAUGCAAUUGAAGGUGAAGAAAUACCAAAUGCCCAAAACAUGUCAACUAAAGAAUUUUCUGGUGACACUGUCAAGUACCAAGUGAAAGUAACUGAUAUUAAUAUGGCUCAGGUUGCAGUUCUUUACCAAAAUCAACUUAAUGAUAAAGACCUAGUAUGUGAUAUCUUGAAACAAAAUGUUAAUUUUCAACAUAUGAACAAUUGA
Saccostrea cuccullata (small rock oyster) is the source of this 890-nucleotide messenger RNA. RefSeq lists its product as uncharacterized. The record is from RefSeq and is a predicted model, not a curated record. The transcript has 4 exons. Lineage: Eukaryota; Metazoa; Mollusca; Bivalvia; Ostreida; Ostreidae. The annotation marks the transcript as partial.